Messenger RNA from Cottoperca gobio, 973 nucleotides. Its product is annotated as glutamine amidotransferase-like class 1 domain-containing protein 3A, mitochondrial. The coding region runs from base 129 to 803 and encodes 224 amino acids. NCBI's taxonomy places the organism in Eukaryota, Metazoa, Chordata, Actinopteri, Perciformes, Bovichtidae. The record is from RefSeq and is a predicted model, not a curated record. The transcript has 5 exons.
CAGGUUGUGGGAGGAGACAGUAGCAGGCACGACUAUAAAGACCGCUUCAGAUUGCAGCCAGCACACCUCUCUGCUGAACGGCUUGAUCAUACACAGCUAAACCUCCUACUGUUCGUACACAAGGAACCAUGGUGAAGCGUGUUGCAGUUAUUCUCUCAGGAUGUGGAGUCUAUGACGGCACAGAGAUCCACGAGGCCUCUGCUGUCCUUGUUCAUCUGAGUCGAGCUGGAGCAAAAGUGACAAUGUUUGCUCCGAAUACAGAUCAGAUGCAUGUUGUAAAUCACUGUGAGGGGAAACCCUCAGAGGAGAAAAGAAACGUCCUGCAGGAAAGUGCUCGCAUCGCCAGGGGUGACGUGACUGAUCUUGCCAAGUUAGAAGUUUCAGCAUUUGACGCCGUCAUCAUCCCAGGGGGCUUUGGUGUGGCGAAGAACCUGAGUGACUGGGCAGAGAAGAAUAAGGACUGCACCAUCCAGCCACAUCUAGAGAAGCUCAUCAAGGCUUUCCACAAAGCCGGAAAGCCGCUGGGCAUGUGCUGCAUCUCCCCCAUCCUCGCUGCCAAGAUCCUGCCUGGCUGUGAGAUCACUGUGGGACAGGACAAAGAAUGUGAAAAGUGGCCGUACGCUCAGACAGCAGGCGCUAUAAAGGAGAUGGGCUGCAAACACGUCAACACGGAUGUGGAGAAAGCACACGUUGAUGUCAAAAAUAAGCUGGUCACCACCUCUGCAUUCAUGUGCAAUGCUCCCAUUCACAACGUUUUUGAUGGAAUAGGAGUUAUGGUUAAAGAGACACUGAAACUGGCUUAAGAAGUCUUUGAUUACAAACUGGAUGUUUGUGUCUGUUUGCUUUAAAACCAAUUGUGAUUUUCUAUGCAAGCAUGGUGUUUAAUUUAUGUCAUAGCAGUUAUUUCUGAGCACUGGUCUGAUGUUGUAUCGUCAAUGUGUUGUUUUGAGAUUUUCAAUAAAAGUUACUCUAC